Sus scrofa (pig) is the source of this 7905-nucleotide messenger RNA. It is a transcript of the gene CSNK1G1, whose product is annotated as casein kinase 1 gamma 1. The record is from RefSeq and is a predicted model, not a curated record. Gene Ontology annotation, biological process: protein phosphorylation. NCBI's taxonomy places the organism in Eukaryota, Metazoa, Chordata, Mammalia, Artiodactyla, Suidae. Gene Ontology annotation, molecular function: ATP binding; protein serine/threonine kinase activity.
GGUGGGGCCAGCGCUAGUAGUUCCGGUUCGGCUUCUGCCGCCCCUCGGCUCCUCGCCUUCCCCCCUCCCCUCCCGCACUUUUCCUCCCUCCAGUUCCUAGGAAAGAGAAGCCAACGCUGCUGGUGGGUAGAGAAGCACUCCGCGCCUCCAGGAGGGAACUGCGCUCACCCCAUCUGAGCCCCAGGACACGGCCAGACGAGGUUACAAAAUAUCCUCCUAUGCUUGGGAACUACAGACUACGUGUCCUACAAGAACUAAUCACUGGUUUUUCAUCUCCUGGAGAGAAGUUAGAAACAUAAAUAUGGUGCCAAAAGAACUCCUUUCCUUACUCUGACCACGGUUUUGUUUGGACAUACUUUUGUAUUGAAGAAAGGUAUACAGAUUAAGGCUACUCGUGCAGAGACUUUGUCGUGUAUUAUCAUGGACCAUCCUAGUAGGGAGAAGGAUGAAAGACAACGGACAACUAAACCCAUGGCACAAAGGAGUGCACACUGUUCGCGACCAUCUGGCUCCUCAACAUCCUCUGGGGUUCUUAUGGUGGGACCCAACUUCAGGGUUGGCAAGAAGAUAGGGUGUGGGAACUUCGGAGAGCUCAGAUUAGGUAAAAAUCUCUACACCAAUGAAUAUGUAGCUAUCAAACUGGAACCAAUAAAAUCACGUGCUCCACAGCUUCAUUUAGAGUACAGGUUUUAUAAACAGCUCGGCAGUGCAGGUGAUGGUCUCCCACAAGUGUACUACUUUGGACCAUGUGGGAAAUAUAAUGCCAUGGUGCUGGAGCUUCUUGGCCCUAGCUUGGAGGACUUGUUUGACCUCUGUGACCGAACUUUUACUUUGAAGACCGUAUUAAUGAUAGCCAUCCAGUUGCUUUCCCGAAUGGAAUAUGUGCACUCAAAGAAUCUCAUUUACCGAGAUGUCAAGCCAGAGAAUUUCCUGAUUGGCCGACAAGGCAAUAAAAAAGAGCAUGUUAUACACAUUAUAGACUUUGGACUGGCCAAGGAAUAUAUUGACCCUGAAACCAAAAAACAUAUACCUUAUAGGGAGCACAAAAGCUUAACUGGAACUGCAAGAUAUAUGUCUAUCAACACGCAUCUUGGCAAAGAGCAAAGCCGGCGGGAUGAUUUGGAAGCCCUAGGCCAUAUGUUCAUGUAUUUCCUUCGAGGCAGCCUACCCUGGCAAGGACUCAAGGCUGAUACGUUGAAAGAGAGAUAUCAAAAAAUUGGUGACACCAAAAGGAAUACUCCUAUUGAAGCUCUCUGUGAAAACUUUCCAGAGGAGAUGGCAACCUACCUGCGAUAUGUCAGGCGGUUAGACUUCUUUGAAAAACCUGACUAUGAGUAUUUACGGACACUCUUCACAGACCUCUUUGAAAGGAAAGGCUACGCCUUUGACUACGCCUAUGACUGGGUCGGGAGGCCUAUUCCUACUCCAGUAGGGUCAGUUCAUGUUGACUCUGGUGCAUCUGCAAUAACUCGAGAAAGCCACACACACAGGGAUCGGCCCUCACAACAGCCUAUACGAAAUCAGACUGCAUCGUCAGAGCGCCGAGGAGAGUGGGAAAUCCAGCCCAGCCGGCAGACCAAUACCUCAUACCUGACGUCUCACUUGGCUGCAGACCGCCAUGGGGGAUCAGUGCAGGUGGUUAGCUCAACCAAUGGAGAGCUGAAUGUCGAUGAUCCCACAGGAGCCCACUCCAACGCACCAAUCACAGCUCAUGCCGAGGUGGAGGUAGUGGAAGAAGCUAAGUGCUGCUGCUUCUUUAAGAGGAAAAGGAAGAAGACUGCUCAGCGCCACAAGUGACCAGUGCCUCCCAGGAGUCCUCAGGCCCUGGGGACUCUGACCCGAUUGCACCCGCAGCUCCUGCCAUUUCUCAUUGGAAGGGACUCCUCUGUGGGGGAGGGUGGAGAUCCAAACCAAAAAGAAGAAAACAGAUGCCCCCAGAAGGAGCCAGUGUGGGCAGCCAGGGCCCAGUGGAUGGGAGGCUAUCCCUACCUGCCUAAGGCUCUGAGCAGGUCCCAGAGCCGUGGGCCCUCCACCACUUGCCCUUGGGGCUGCCUGGUUGACUCUCCCUCCUAUUGUUUACAGUGAAGGUGUCAUUCACAAAAACUCAAGGACUACUAUUCUCUUCCCUCCCCUUAGUUUACUCCUGGUUCUUGCCCCACCCUCAGCCCUCUCCAGCGGAAAAGCUAAUGAGUUGAAGGCUUUGUCCGCUGAAGGAGCUUAAGAGGCUGGGGGUGUGGCCAAGAAGGUAGGGGGAAGAUGCAGGCCUGGGCUGGAGAGGGCCCAUUCCCACCUACCGGCUGCGUCUGGCAGUGUGGCUCUCUCUUCCUGGGCACCUGUGCAGCCUCCAUCCCCAGCUGGCCCGGGGGCUGCAGGUUACUCCCUCCUUCCCUUUUGUGAAGUUACACUGUAGGACACAAGCUGUGAGAAAUCUGCAGUCUACUGUCCCUGUGUGUUAACGUUCUUAGCUUUCUUGACAAGCAAACUCUGUUCUCCAGUCGUAGAACGUUGCGAAUUGUUCUGAGCAAAGGAAAAACUGACUUUAUUGCACUUUUGGUUUUUUUUUUUUUUUUUUAAACAAAAAACAUGGCAGAUGCAUAUUGUGUCUGGUUAUCUUCGGAGUUUUACUUUUUUUUCUGUUUUGAGGGGGAUGGGGCCAGCCAAGCCAUUCAGAAAGAAUAUGGGUCCAGAGGACAUUCUCAAUGGAAAGAGUUGGGUCCGCAGCACCCAGAAGAGAAGCCAAACUCUCUGUCAUUCUGAGUGAACACUCGGGUUGGCAAGGAAACAUACUUGAAUUUUCAUUCAUCUUCUCAGCUGUUGUAGAAUGUCCCUACCAGAGCCUCUUGACCUCAUCAACCUGCAGUUUGGACAGUCCAGCUCUCCAGCACGUGGGAUGAGCCAGCCAAGCCAGACUGUGACCAGGAGACAGUUCAUCCCAGAGACGGAGAUGCUUGACUCAAAAAUCUGAAAUGUCUCUUUCAUCCACUGCCAGGGAUUUCCAACUAGAUAGCCAUGUGACUUCCUUAAUGACUUGGGGGACAAAAUUGAAGCAGUACCACCAUAUUGCCACUAGUGGACAAGAAGGAAAGUGAUCCUGCCUUCCAGCUGCCAGAGGAACCUCAGGAUUUGGCUCAUCACAGGGCCGGGAAAUAAAAUUGGUGUGUACUUUUUGCCCCAAUAGCUGAGUUACCGCAUUUGGGCUGGUCUGUCUCAUCAGAAACCAAGCACCUGCAGAUUUCCUCCCAGCAGGUCCCUAGCAGCAGGCUUAGGACUCAGCACAUGGGGCUGUAGUAAACAGGAGGGUAAGAUUGGUUUAUGCUGGAAAAUUCCAGGGGAAACGAGGCUGAAAUGAAAGGUCUGAAAUUGCCUUCUCACUUGAACAUAGGCUCCUGCCAGAUAAGACGGCCACACAACCAGAGCUUGUUCUCCUAGUGCACUCUCUGCCUCCCACGGUGUGGUCACACGACAUGCUGCCAUGAAGAGUCUUGGUUCCUCGUCCACUGCUUGAAAAGUCACUGAUGUAUGGAGUUAGUCUUCUCAUGCUUGACUUGCAUUUGAGUUGAGUGGCUUAUCCACACAGUGACCUUUUAUUCCAGAUGUGAUAGUGGAGAAAGGAUUAAUUACAUCAGGGAAUGAAGUCUUGGAUCUGGGAGUAGAGAGAGCUAGCCAUGGAGGACAAUGGCUGGUGACUUAGUCUGGGGGUUUGGGGAACGCAGAAAUCACUGCUUCUGGCUCAAGGUGUAGGGCUGUCUUUUGGACUGGAGGAUGUGGGCAUACUUUCUGGCAGUUGUUGUUGCCUACCAAGUCCCUUGAUGUAUCUUAUGUGGAGCAGAAAUAGCAGCAGUAGUGUGGAUCAGAGCUACUGUGCUUCAACUGUGCUCCAUUGGGCCUUGGCUAGGCAGUAUCACUCCAAACCUGCCUCGCUCAUGCAAGGAUUGUAAUCUUUCAUUUAUUUAGAAGAAAAUUUCCUAUAAGCAAAAUGGAAUGGCUGGGAGACGCAGUGUCACAUCCCUUCCUCACAAGGAUUUAAAAUAUUGGGGUUUGCCCCCUUGUCAUUAGCUAUUAAGGCACUAUCACUGAAAACUUAUAUAGUUUUUCAUUUGGCAUUUGGGUAACUCUGACUUCUUAUAUAGAAUCUUAACUUCCACAUCCCUGUAUAGAAAAUGUCGUGCCUCUCAAGGAAGGACAAAGGGAACUGGUGAUGACGCCUGGAGCAUCCCUGGCACUGCGUAUCCCACUAAGCGCCUGCCUGCUCCCACUUCCUCAAAAAAGCAAAGGCAGUUACCAGCUUGGCUGCAGGGCAAGCCCUCUUAUAGCUCGCUUUGUGACCUUUUGGGGCAUCUUGAAUUUUUUUUAAGAGGCUAGCUCUUGAGGGAUUGAACCUGAGCAGUUGUGGGGGGGGCGGUUUCCUUUCUAAUGCACUAUUCUCACUCGCUGUCCCCCCCCACCAAAACUCUUAUUAGAUGUUUGAUUUCUCAUAAUAAAGGUGAAGAGCCCAAGUCCUUCUGGCAUGCAUGGUAAUGGUGAUCCUUCCAUGGCCAUGGGCACUCCAAGGUGGUCCCACACCUUUUAGAGAUCCUGUUGUGAUCUUCCUUAAAAUUAAAAAAAGGAUUCUCGUUGUGGCGCAGUGGUUAACGAAUCCGACUAGGAACCAUGAGGUUGUGGGUUCAAUCCCUGGCCUCGCUCAGUAGGUUAAGGAUCCGGCGUUGCCGUGAGCUGUGGUGUAGGUCGCAGAUGUGGCUCGGAUCUCGCAUUGCUGUGGCUCUGGUGUAGGCCGGCGACUACAGCUCCUAUUUAACCACUCGCCUGGGAACCUCCAUAUGCCGCGGGAAGCGGCCCUAGAAAAGGCAAAAAAAAAAAAAAAAAAAAGACCAAAAAAAUAAAUAAAAUGAAUAAUUUGGCCAUCAGUUGCAUCUCAGUCAGCAGAUCCCAUCAGGGCUCCCUCCCAGUCAGCAGAUCCCAUAGGGGCUCCCUCAGCCCCGUUGCUACAGUUGCUUAACUAUUCCUCAACCAAGCCCUUGGGAUUGGGCAUUCCCCUCCACCCACCGCCCACCCCCACCCACUUGCUCUAUAGGUUUUGAGCUUCCUCCACUUCACAGCCAUGAUGCCCAGGGGUCUUUUCCUUUGGGAUUGAUGCCAUCGUUUCUGAGUUAGCAUUAUGCUGUGACAAUAUUAGGAGUUCUCCCAAGCCCUGCAGUCCUCAGGCAUUGCUUCCUGAGCAGAUUGAGGCAAGCAGGCCAGGAAUCCACCAUGACAUAAAGGGUCCGUCCUUUAUGACCAGUGUGUGACUGUGCAGUCUAAGCAGGUACAGGUCAAUCACUUGCUAUGCACCCCUUGACGUUUCCCAGUGAUCUCACUCCAGGCUGCUCCACAGGGAUGGCCCUGGUGUGCCAGCAGCAGCAUGCUUUCAGGACUGUCUUAAUUAACAUCCUCCUGCCACUUGGGGUCUGUCUAGGAGGAAACAAGGUCUAGGAAGGUACAAAGCCAGGUGGCUAGGUUGGCCUUCAGUUAGAGCCCCAUUUUACUUCAGAAUGCAGGGCAAUGGAAGAAAGCAGGAUCCUGAGGUUUCCAGUAGAAGUGCUGGCCUGUUCAUUCUCAGUGAACUCCAAGUUCAUGGUAACAGCCCCUGCCAUUAGCCAGAAGAGUUGUCCAGUACCUUUCAACUCAGUUCACUGGAAAUGUACAUUGGGAGUACAUAUUCAGUGUUGGUUCUCAGUGUUAGUAACCACUUCUGUCCUCAGAAAUGAGUGAUGGUAACAUUGUGUCAGAGUGGUUACUGAAGAUCAUAGCCUUAACUUUUUUUAUGCAAAAGAUAUAACCUGUUCCCCCUCCCAGUGAGCAGCAUGGCCUGCAUUUUUUCAAAAAUAAGUACUUCCAUGGCAGCCUAGAAAGAAUCUCCUCUAAGGAACUUCAUCUUUUUCCUCAUACAUCUCCCAUGUCCCAGUCACCUCUUCCAUCUUCAUAGUUAAACCAGUUUUCAUUCCAGUGAAUCACCCUGACAAUGUUGUCUCUAGUGUCAGGGCCAUGUUAGCGCUAGAAUUUAUCAGAUCAGGAGCUCACGGUGCCAUACAGGCGACAUUGCUGUUGCCAGGCCACUGCCACCAUCCCUACCAUUGCCCUGAGGUGGGCAGAUGAAUUCUAAAAACUCUUAGUGAGCCAGGAUGACUAGGCACCCCAUUUGGAUUGGCCUGAGCAACAGGUACUUGUCUCUGGGGUUCUUGCUUCUGCUGACUCCAGGGCCCCAGGAAAGUCCCAUAGAGAGGUUGAUAGCCCAGUCUUCCCCACGAUGGGUUGGUUUUGUUUUCUUGGGUGGUUGGUUGUUUUUUGGUGGGGGAGGGGAGUGAUUUUGUUUCUGAAUAAGAGAAGAAACUAUGGCCCCUGUGAGGGUUUGCAGAGUUUUUAGCAGUGUUUUAGCCACAAAUAAGGAAUCUUCGAAGUCUUUGAUCAAUUAAGCCGUCUUAAAAGUAUGUUUUUCCUAAUUCCUUUUGCAGGUGACUGAGUGCAAAAGAGUAGCUUUCUCCAUUGUAUUCAAAAUAGUAAGUAGGUUCCCUGGAUAUAGACAGUAGUAGUUGACAUAUUUUCUCAAAAAGCAACUAGGAAGUCCACUCCAGUAUUUGUAGCUCAGCUUGUAUUACAAAGGAAAAAGUGAACAUAUACUCCAUAUAUUUCUAGUUUGAUUACCAAACUUAAUGUUAGAAAAGAACCUCAGUUCUGUGGACAGAAUUGAUUUUGUCGUUUUUCUUCUUUUACUCCUCACAGUCAUCUCUCCAGUGCCAUCGCCACCUUCAGAGCAGAUGGUUAUCCAUGGUUAUAAACGGGGAUGCCGUGCAGUCAUCCCGGUAACACACAUGAGAGGACAGCUGUCCUGACUGCCCUUUCCUCACAAGUCCCCUCUCUCAGGGCACAUGAGACAUGGUCAGUGUUCCUCUUCUGAGCUCCAGACCAAAUCCCAGGCCAGCCCUUAAACCGAAAGCUUUUUAAAGAGGCCUGUCAGUCUUUCAGGAAUGUCUCAGGAAGGUGAGCCAUUUCUUUGGGGAGGGGGGAAUAUAUUUACAGAUGGGUGUGUCUGGUUGAAUUUGUAUGUGUGUGGGUGUGUGUGCGCACGUGCUCACUCAUCUGUGCAUUUCACUUCCAUAGACUCACAGCCCAGGCUGCUGGGACUGUGUGUUCCUAAAUAUUCCGGGAAAUAAGUAACAAGUGAGUUUCUCAAACUAAUGUGGCAGCAAGCUGGCUCUGGGAAUGAGCCCCAUUUAUUAAGCAGAAGAGUAAACAGAAAAGAUAGAGAUGAAACCAAAAAUAUUAUAAGCCCCCCAAUGGAAAAUAAUGUUGAUUCAUCAAUUCCCAUUGGAUGUAUUAUGUGCUCUAAUUUAUUAUGUUUAUUAUUUUGCCUAUUUCUUUAAUCUUUGCCCGUUGUACUUUUAAACAUGUUGGGAUACUGAUUGCAAUUCUGAAAGCCGAGAUAAUGUAUAAAUUAGCUGUGGAAAUCAGUUUUAAUUGAUGCGUGGAUGUGUUUGAUUAUUGUUAAAUGCCUUUUUUAACCUUUUAUUUUAGAUAUGUAAUAUCUAAUUGUUUCAUAAACCCUGGCACUGGUCUGCAAAGCUCAGCUGUGAAAAUGAAACUUGUAGUAUUUUUAAACAUGAAUGUCAAUUUCAAGUGUAUUUGAAAUGGUUCCUCCAGGAGAGAGAUUUAUACACCAUUUAGUAAAAACUCCUCUGCAGAGGAAGUAGCCUUCUUUGUAGAAAAUGGAGAUGGGCCUUGCUAAUUGUCUCAGAGUAGCCCGUUUCCUAGGGCACCAUGGAAAACAUAAAUGUGAUCUUUACGAAUACCUCUUCUCCAGUCUGGGGAGGAAAGGACUCAGUUUGCACCCUUUUUGUAUGUAAAAUAAAAUGUCUUACCUUUCUUGGCUAA